Molecule: messenger RNA, 2943 nt
Organism: Pyricularia oryzae 70-15
Lineage: Eukaryota; Fungi; Ascomycota; Sordariomycetes; Magnaporthales; Pyriculariaceae
Product: KpsF/GutQ family protein
Exons: 1
Coding region: 871-2091 (406 amino acids)
Biological process (GO): carbohydrate derivative metabolic process
Molecular function (GO): carbohydrate derivative binding
Source: RefSeq, a predicted model, not a curated record
CACUACCAGCCAAGUGAUUAAGCUUGGAUUGGAUGCCGUUGUUCGGGUCAUCCAAGAUCCAGUUCUCAAAAGACCGACUUGUUUUGCUCGGACGGGCACUAAUAAAAGGAAAAGGAAAGAAAAGAUAAAAAGAAAUCGAUAAAAUAUUUUAUUCGAUUGUUUAGUCUGCUCCCUCCAGGCUCCAACCCCCUCCAUUCUACUUUUCAUCCUUUUCAUAGCAGUGCCUUACGAUGCAUAACUACCUGCCCCCACCUCCUGCGAAUCGGAAAGAGUCACUAUUUUACUGAAAUAGGUACAUAGGUACUUAAUUACCUACCUAUAUCUCUCUCACCACUCCGUAUUUAUGUAGGACAUGUGAAGGACCCAUCGCCCAUGAUCUCUGGGGCGCAUUGCCUUCUUUAUUUAUUUUCCAUUUCCGCAUUUCUUUGUUUGUGUUUGUCUAUAACUUCACAUCUUUUGCAUAUCCCGCACACAUGACGGAGCGUAGCUGUUGGAUAUACAAAAGACUCAUCUGGACAUCAACGCCUGCCGUUCCCUGAAUAGGUUGCGCAACCCCCAAGACGUCUGGUCCUUUUGUUGAUACCUUUGGUUCUUCGUCCUGCUAGGAUAGGCAUUGGAAGCAACCCCACUCGAAGCCCACCCAUUACAGGAUACCCCCGGCACACAUCAGAGCUCAUCAAAAUCGCGCCAUAUACCAGGCUUUCAGCUGCCGAAGCCCACGACGGCUGGGGCCGCAUACGGACGGACGCUUUAUAACUUUAUCAGGGCGUUGGGCGGCCUCUUUGCUUUCUCUCUGCUGUUCUGUGGUUACUGUUCGCUCUCGAUACUGCCUCUCACAAGAAAAUUAAACAAGACUCGCAGAGCGCACAUAUGACACAUAUUGCGCGCGCGCACACACAGACACCCACGCACACAUAUAUAUACACACACAUCAUCUCCGAGCUCCCAAUGCCAGAGAACACCAGCAGGCACCAGGGUCCGGUGCAGACCAGCGCCGUGUACCUGGUUGGCCAGCCGGCACAGGCCAUAGAGCGACCCCCGUCCCCACCAUCACCGCCUUCUCCGGGGCCUGCGCUAUGUCGUGGUGUCACUUUGCUCAUCGAUGAGCUGCCCAGCAUGUCAUUGGAUGACCCCCGCGUAGGGCUACCUCCGAUCACUUCCCAGACUACCGCGUCCACGACACACCUGCCAUCACCAGUACCGUCACCCCCAAUCGACCUUGACAAGCUGAGGCCAGAAGGUCACACAGUCACGGCUCCACCCUCCCCUUCGUCACGGCCAGUCGAUGACGACCACGAAGGGUGGAGUUCCCCAACAGCCGACUCGACGUUUGACCUGGUGGCCUCUGACCGCCUUGCGGGUGCUGUGCACGUCUUGAAUGCUGAAGCGACCGCCUUGGCAUCCCUUGCAACCAUGUAUAGCACCUCAGCGUGUGCCCGGACGGCAUUCGAUAGCGCAGUGUCAGUCAUCGCCCGUAACCAGGCAAGGCCGCCCGCCGGCGACGGAGGUGGGACGUUGGUCAUGAUCGGUGUGGGCAAGUCCGGCCACAUCGCGCGCAAGUUGGCAGCCACGUUCAGCUCGCUAUCACUGCGUUCGUCAUUUAUGCACCCUACCGAGGCACUGCACGGGGAUUUAGGUCUAUUGCAUCCGGUGCGGGAUGCUGUCGUCCUGGUCAGCUUUAGCGGCAGGACGCCUGAGCUGCUUGGCCUGGUGCCGCAUCUGCACCCGGGGCUGCCGGUCGUGGUAAUUACUGCGGCCUCGGAUGCAGCUUGCGAGAUUGCGAGGUCGCUCCGGACGAUGAGAGAGAAACCAAUGAGCGAGGGGCCAUGGCGCUCAUCCCGAGAGGCCGGGCCUUCUCGCACUGGAGAGAUUGUUGUGCUGCCAGCACCUAUACCAACCUCGGAGGUUGCCACCCUCGGCAUCGCCGCCCCUACUGCAAGCACAACGGUUGCUUUAGCUCUUGGUGAUGCCCUUGCUGUGGUUGCGGCAAAGGAGAUACACGGCGGCACAGCGAAUACAGCUGCUGUGUUUUUGAGGAACCAUCCUGGCGGCGCAAUUGGCUCGUCCUUCGCCUCAGCGGUGUCCCGAUGACGGACUCGAUCGUAACUUGUUUUCGUCUUCGUAUUCGCGUAUUAUAUCAUUUCUCUUCUGUCAUGAUUUGGGUUCGGUAACCCUUCCGGAGUUGGUUGCAUUUCGGCAGCUGGGUAUGCCGUACCUGGUACAGUAUCGUCUCGAAUAGUGAGAGCGAGAAAAGUACUCCAGUCUUGAGUGUAGCAAGGCAUCUACAUAAUAAAAAAAAUUCCAAGCCGUGAAACUCAAGGCAUAUAACUGGAAAAAAAGAAAGAAAGACUGGGCGAUGGCCACCAUAUACAAUAAAUGUCACAACCAAAAGGGGAGCUACCCCUUGAGGAUACAGGCAUUUUGCAACAGAAAGCUUCACACGGCAUGAUACAAGGUAAUGCCAAAGUCGCAGGGGUCAGCAUCGCGUGAGUGAUAGAUAAGCUGCGCUGCUCUGCCAUCAGUAUGGCGAACUAAUUGUGAUAUAGACAAUUGAUGGGGUCGCAUGGCAACGAGGUCAAAUGGAAAGGGUUUGAUGUCUGAUGUUGCUCUGCUAUCGAUAUGCUACAGCUCCUCGCCGUCCGACGAGCUAUCCGAAUCUGAAUCGCUACUGCUUGAAGACUCGGAUGAAGUAUCGAGCUCCUCGCGCUGUUGCUGUAACCUCAGUAGUGUCCCUUCGCUCUCGGAGCCGGAAUCUUCCGAACCGCUGCUGCUGGUUCCGGAGCUCGAAGUAUCGUCAUCCUCAUCCGCAUCAUCGGCAUCCUCGUCGUCACUGCUAUCACUGCUACUACUCGCGUCGUCUUCGGCAAGUGUCCUUUUGUUGCGAUUGCGUUUUCGCCUGCCAUCCUUUGCGCCUACAUCCCCCGCGACAGCUGCAUCUGAUGU